Messenger RNA from Talaromyces rugulosus, 1230 nucleotides. RefSeq lists its product as uncharacterized. The transcript has 4 exons. The coding region runs from base 1 to 1230 and encodes 409 amino acids. NCBI's taxonomy places the organism in Eukaryota, Fungi, Ascomycota, Eurotiomycetes, Eurotiales, Trichocomaceae. The record is from RefSeq and is a predicted model, not a curated record. Gene Ontology annotation, molecular function: zinc ion binding; mannose-6-phosphate isomerase activity. Gene Ontology annotation, cellular component: cytosol. Gene Ontology annotation, biological process: GDP-mannose biosynthetic process; carbohydrate metabolic process.
AUGGGCGCAGAUUCAGUACUCCAGCUUCGCUGCAAAUGCAAGUACGAUGCCUGGGGCAAAAAAGGCCACAACUCCCUGGCUGCCAGGCUUGCGUCGCAGCAGCCGGGGACCGAUUUGAAGAUUGAAGAUCACCAGACCUAUUCUGAGAUGUGGAUGGGUACAUACCCUUCUGUGCCGUCGUAUGUGAUAGCCACUGGCGACACGUUGGAGGAGCAUUUGAACAAGUAUCCUGAGCUGGUCGGCAAAAAGAUUGUCGAAAAAUUUGGCGGGGGUCUACCGUUUCUACCCAAGAUCCUGUCCAUGGACAAAGCUCUCCCUCUACAAAUCCACCCAGACCGCGAGCUUUCUAAACAACUAAACAAGCAAGACCCCGAGAAGUUCACCGAUACAAACCACAAGCCCGAGAUCGCCAUCGCCCUGUCCCAAUUCGAGCUCUUCGCCGGCUGGAAACCACUCAACGAUUUAACCAAGCUAUUCCAGCACAAGCCGCUUCAGCGCUUCUUACCAACGCCUGAAACCCAUUUCAACGACGCGAGUCUCAAGCGUGUUGCGCAGAACUUGCUCGAAGCGGACGAGAAAACGGUGGCGGAGACGCUGAAUGAGCUCACCCAAAUUCCGGAGAAGGAGUUUGGGAAGUACUCGUAUAUUCCCAAGAUGCUGGAAAGAGUGAGGUCGCAGUACUCGGAAUUUGAUAACGGCAACUUGAUGGCGGUCGUAUGCAUGAACUACUUUGUGCUGCAUCCUGGGGAGUCCGUGUAUGUGCCCACGGACGGGAUGCAUGCGUAUCUGUCUGGCGAUAUCAUGGAGUGCAUGGCCCGGUCAGACAAUGUGCUCAACACGGGAUUCUGCCCACGGCCAGAGCGUGACAAUAUCCCUCUUUUCUGUGAAGCACUCAGUUUCUGGCCACAUGAGCCGGACGAGGCGCUUCUCGGGAGACAUCCGUCCGAUAAGAGCCUGAAUGGGAAAACCAUUGAAUACGCGCCGCCUAUUUCAGAAUUCAAUGUGCUUGCCACACAUCUAAGUGCUGGUGAAAAGGAAAAGAUUAAGCCGAUCAAUGGACCGAGUAUUCUGGUUGUCACGAGUGGGCAGGGUCGGAUGUCAGCCAAGGCGAGCGAGGGAAAGAGCCAUGAUCUGAAGGAAGGAUAUGUCUAUUUUGUAGGGUGUGGAGUGGAACUGGAGUUUGAGGCGUCUGGUGGAAAUUUGGAUGUUUAUCGUCCGUACGCAGAGUAG